Molecule: messenger RNA, 2664 nt
Organism: Botrytis byssoidea
Lineage: Eukaryota; Fungi; Ascomycota; Leotiomycetes; Helotiales; Sclerotiniaceae
Exons: 6
Coding region: 1-2664 (887 amino acids)
Biological process (GO): regulation of DNA-templated transcription; DNA-templated transcription
Molecular function (GO): zinc ion binding; DNA binding; DNA-binding transcription factor activity, RNA polymerase II-specific
Source: RefSeq, a predicted model, not a curated record
AUGUCGGACCAUGCAACCUUUGAUAACGGCGGUGAUGCACUAAGCAUUCUAAUCAAUGCGGCAAGUUCAAUUGGGGCCGACCGACAAGCGCAUCCGGGAUUCGCUCGAUCAUCGCCGCCGAUGCCCCCAGCACCAGCCGUUAACCAAUGUCGAAUAUGUCAACGAACCUAUGAGCGAGGGGACCACCUCACUCGUCACAUGAGAUCACAUGAGAAUUCUCGACCCUUCCGGUGUCAACGAUGUCCAAAGACUUUCAAUCGCGUUGAUCUCCUUAAUCGCCAUGUUGCCACUCAUGAACGUAAUUUGGGUCAGAACCGCCCAGAAAUUAGACGAACAGAGAGAGCUGGAAGAGCAUGUAUAGCAUGCGCAACAGCAAAGGCAAAGUGUGAAGAGCAAAAACCGUGCUUGCGAUGCCGAACAAAAGAUCUUGUUUGCGAAAUAUCCCAGCAAUCGCACAAGAAAAGAUGCGUUUCGGGUGUUGCGAAAGAGCCACGUGACUCCAUUGCGGAACAAGAAUCUCUUCCUCAAGAUUCUGUGAUACAACCUUUAAGCAUAUUGGAUCCUGUUCUACAUAGCAUUGUUUGGACCAAUAAUUACACAAGCAGGAAUACCUAUCCUGAAUAUAGCGCCGAGAAUGCAGAAGCAAUACUGCAAUCUUCUUUUGCCUUAUCUGCACCAAACUCGGACAAGGAAUCAACGGAAUUCAAUUUUGUGCAAGACCAACUACCUUUCGAAAGUCUUGCCAAUGAAAUGCUUUUCUUUCCCUCAACAAUUCUCAACAACCAGAUCUCAGACUUCAAAUACUGUCUCUGGGCUGUCAAGAAAGCCAAUGAUUCUAGAAGGGAUGUUGCUCGAGGGCAUGCAGCAUUUGCCCGCUCGCCUUGGCUAUGGACGCCAGCUUCAACCGAUCACAUUCUCAGGGAUCGAGAUAAUUUAGCGGUUGAUGAAGAAAACAUAUCUUUAAACCUCUCCCCUAACGGUGCAAGGCCUCAUGAACACCUCUCUAUAACAUCUUCCUUGCGAGACAAGAUGUUUCACCUCGUUUCAACUGCUAACAAAUAUGCGAGUGGUAUCCCAAGUUUUCCUUCUUUAGAUUUACUAAACAGUACAAUUGAAGCCUUUUUCUGCCAGCAAAGCAAUCAAGACGAUAAUUGGAUUCACACCUCAACAAUAUAUUCAAAAGAUGUCCAACCAGAGCUUUUGAUUGCCAUAGUGGCUGUUGGAUCUACUGCCAUCUCCUUGCCUGCUGUAUGGAGAAUGGGACUGGCCCUUCAGGAUGUAUGGGAAAGGGCUAACAGUAACACUCGGAAGCUCCAGCCACUACAAGCCUGGAUGCUUUCUCUCGAGCUUGGGUUGUGGAGUGGUUUUCAGAGAAACAUGGAACUAGCCGAGAGCUUUUCGCAACCUCUGAUCACGAUGAUGCGCCGUGGUGGAAUUCUAUCAGCUGCUUCGGAUUCCCAGAAUCUGAUCCCAAACCAAAAUGAUACCGGAAAAAGCCUGGAAGCAAAAUGGCAAACAUGGGCACAAAGGGAGUCUUUCAAAAGAUUGUCUCUCAAAUUGUUCCAGCAUGACACUCGUGCUUCUUUAGCCCUUCAAAAACCCCCAUUGAUUAACUUUACAGAGCUAUCUUUCUCAGCACCUGCAUCUCGUGAAUUAUUUCUAGCUGAAUCUGCAGCGGAUUGGAAGUCAGUGUACAUGGGAAAAUCUCAUUCAUCGGUGGUCACACCACCUCGCUUGAUCGAUAUUAUGCACAACUCUUGUGGUCUUGAAGAUCUGGAUGAAUCUUGGGACGUAGAUCUGUGUUAUGAAGCAGCACUGAAUGACUUUUGGGGGCAAAUAUGGGCAAUCGGAGAGUCAACCCGUUUUCAUGGUAUCGAUGGGAACAAAGACUCUGUGCAUCGGCUAUGGAUUACUACUCAACAGCGAGAACUUUAUCGUGAAGUCGAGAACUUUCGAGAUCGAAUUUUAGGCAGAGCAAAAAUACCGUCAGGACUUAACAUUACAGUCGAAUUAUUCUUGCUAGCUCUGUGUGUUUCUCCUGAUGAGUUACAGCGAUUCGCUGGUAAAUCCGGCCAAGAAGCAGCAUCUCAAAGUUUGAAAUCAUUGGAACGAUGGUAUACAACAGAACGUGCAAGGAGGGCAAUUUGGCACGCCGGACAAAUCUUUCAUUGGGCUUCAUUGAUGGCUCCGGCUCAGUUGCGGGAUUUCUACACCGUUGCCGUCUACUUUGCCAGUCUUACCAUGUGGGCAUAUGGACAUCUCUCAAAUAGUAUCACCCGCGAGAGUAAUAAUGAGACAAAGAAGACUCGCGAUUUCCCUCAAUCAGAGAUCAAUCUUAUUGGCCCUGACAGUCGCGAGACUCGGACAUUCAUAUCUAGUGGUCAAGGAACGCCAGUUCUCAUUCUGGCACCUCGAAAUUCAACGGACAUCGAUGCUACAACUGGAAGGUCUGAAAUUGAAGACUUCACUUUGAAUAAUGCAAAGAUUCGACUCAGUAACCCUAAUGAGGUACUUAAGAUGGCACGAGAUCUUUAUCGAAGUAACUUUCCAAUUCUGGAGGAACCACUUCCGCCGCUCGUGGAGAAUUGUAGUAAUUUGAUGAGGGAUCUUAGUUGUGUUCCCGAGAGUCGAUUUUCUAGAUGUGCUAGCCCGACAGAGAAAUAA